UCUUGAUUCACAGCAGAUCUCUGCAAUUUAUCGCUUUGUCGCAUCUAACCCUAAACUGUGUCUAAGUGGCUCAGCCAGCAGGGUGUUUGCACUGAUCCUACAGUGCUCACUUCUCUCAGAGGGAGUUGCUUCGCUGCUGAUGCUACGAAGAUAAAUCCGUUAUCUCCCAUCUUGUCUUAUCGCCAUCUCUUCUCUCUCCCCUCUGCGCAACUGAGUCGACACCGGUGGCAUAUUGGACGCGCUGGAUGGCUGCUGCACUUAUCGAACCGGUGUGAAUCUUUUUUCCAUCAUCCUCAUCUUCCUCUGAGACUGAAAGCAAAACAACCGCAGUAAGAAUGACAGACCAGGUGACCCAAGAGUCCUACCCCGUCCCAGACCCGACUGUUGUGGAUCCCUGCCCGGCAACGGUGCGGAACGGCCAGUGCGCCCCGGAUGGCUUCACCAACCACAACCACCAGCAAGCCAAAACCCCCACGGAGCCUGAGUCAUUCACCGUGGGCCAGGAGAUGAAAAUCACAGACACGGUGGAGGGAGAAGGUCUCCUGGAGAGCAGCAUGCGCCUGAAGCCCCAUGAAGCACAGAACUACAGGAAGAAGGCGCUCUGGGUGUCUUGGCUCUCCAUCGUCGUCACUCUUAUUCUGGCUGUGGCAGCUUUCAUAGAGGGAAGCGAGGCAGAUGGCUAUGGACGAAUGAAUGAAGCUCUGGAAGUAUUAGAGGAUUUCUGCCAUAUGGUACAUUUUAUGGUGCUUGCCAGGCAGUCCACUGAGAAGCUGUUCCACACUCAGAGUAGGGACUGA
Molecule: messenger RNA, 797 nt
Organism: Pundamilia nyererei
Lineage: Eukaryota; Metazoa; Chordata; Actinopteri; Cichliformes; Cichlidae
Product: transmembrane protein 163-like
Exons: 4
Coding region: 336-797 (153 amino acids)
Cellular component (GO): synaptic vesicle membrane
Molecular function (GO): zinc ion binding
Source: RefSeq, a predicted model, not a curated record